Salvelinus namaycush (lake trout) is the source of this 2106-nucleotide messenger RNA. Its product is annotated as ABC transporter G family member 23-like. The coding region runs from base 1 to 2106 and encodes 701 amino acids. Gene Ontology annotation, biological process: transmembrane transport. Lineage: Eukaryota; Metazoa; Chordata; Actinopteri; Salmoniformes; Salmonidae. The transcript is spliced from 19 exons. Gene Ontology annotation, molecular function: ABC-type transporter activity; ATP hydrolysis activity; ATP binding. Gene Ontology annotation, cellular component: ATP-binding cassette (ABC) transporter complex; membrane. The record is from RefSeq and is a predicted model, not a curated record.
AUGACGGAAGGAAGGAUGAAGGCAGACCAGGAAGCUCCUCCCCCCUCCCCCGGAUUAGAGGGUUUGGCGAUCCGGUGUCGGGAAGUGUGUCGGUCGUACGGGAAACUCAAAGUCCUGAGUAACCUCAACUUGACCGUGUCACAGGGACACAUCUACGGCCUGCUGGGUCCGAGUGGAUGUGGGAAGACCACGCUGUUGAAAUGCAUUCUGGGAACACUGAAGAUCUCCCGAGGGCACAUCAGCGUGUUGGGGAAGCCGCCCGCAUUUCCUGGACACCAGGUCCCUGGGAGGAUGGUGGGGUACAUGCCACAGGACCUGGCGUUGUACAAUGAGUUUUCUAUCAGUGACACUCUGACGUUCUUCGGACGGAUCCACGGCCUGUCAGCUACGGACACCCAGGCACGCAUGGACUUCCUGGUGGACUUCCUGGACCUACCUCACAACAGCAGCCUGGUUGGAAAACUCAGCGGAGGGCAGAAACGGAGGGUGUCUCUUGGAGCAGCCUUACUUCAAAACCCCCAGUUAUUGAUUCUGGAUGAACCCACAGUCGGGGUGGACCCUGUGCUGAGAGCCAAGAUCUGGCAGCAUCUAGUAGAGAUUGUGAAAACUGGAAAAGUAUCAGUAGUCAUCACCACUCACUACAUCGAGGAGGCCAGGCAAGCCAAUGUGGUGGGUCUGAUGAGGAAUGGCCGAAUGUUGGCAGAGGGGGAACCAGAAACCUUGAUGAAACAGAACAGUGCUGUGACCCUGGAGAAAGCCUUCCUGCAGCUGUGUGAGACCUCAGACCAGGUGGGCUCCAAACACAGCACCUACCCUCUGGGCGGGGUACUAGAGAGCGGCCAAUCACUCGAGAGCGGCCGGGAAGAGAGCCAACCAAUCCUGGGAGUCGGGCCGGGACCAGUAGAAGAGCUUCCCAAAUACUCAGCGGACUGGAAGGUACGGGUCAGGCAUGUGAUGCCAAAGUGGAGGAACAUCGCAGCUCUGAUUAUCAAGACCACGGUGCGGAUGAAGAGAAUGCCCGGGUCCCUGUUUUUUCAGUUCCUGCUGCCAGUCAUGCAGAUCUCUCUGAUGUGUCUGUGUAUCGGAGGAGACCCCAAAGGAAUACAGGUGGCUGUGGUCAACAAUGAGACCUCCUCCAGCUCCUUCAGCCAAUCCCUGCUCUCCUUCCUGGACAACUCCAGCGUGCAACAGGUGAACCUGUCCCAUGCUGAGGCUUUUGCAGGGGCCUAUAACGGAGAGUACUGGGGCGUCAUCGGGUUUGGAAAGAAUUUUACCAGCUACCUGACCAAGAGGAUGGUCCAGCGCCAGGUCUCUAAGGAGGUAGUGGAUGGAGGGUCGGUGCACGUCUGGUUGGACCUGACCAAUCGACAAAUCGCCUUAAUGCUUCAGAAAAAAAUUAAAGAUGCCUUUGAGGGUUUUGUCCAGUAUAAGAUGAGUAGCAGGUCUUACCUGCUCUCGCUUCCUGUCAAGUUUGAGGAGCCCAUCUAUGGCAGCAUGGACUCAGACUUCACCACGUUUGUGACACCAGGAGCCGUUCUGAGCAUCACAUUCUACCUGGCAGUGGGCUUGACGGCUCUGUCCUUCGUGAUAGAGAGGAAGGAGGGGCUAAUGGAAAGGUGCUGGGUCUCAGGUGUGAGUUCAAUGGAGACCGUGCUGGCGUAUCUCAUCUCCCAGCUGAUUAUCAUCAGUGUUCAGAUCAUUUUACUACUGAUCUUAAUGCUGCUUGUCUUUAAGAUCCCUAAUGAGGGGAACCUGGUGUUGGUUAUAGCUCUGAUCGUGCUGCAGGGCAUAACAGGCACUUCCUUUGGUCUGGUCAUCUCAUCCGCCAUCGAUGACGAACAGAACGCCACCCAAGCUGCCCUUGGUAUAUUCUACCCCAACCUCAUCGUCAGUGGUAUAAUCUGGCCUGUGGAGUGCAUCCCCUAUCCACUACGUUACAUCAGUCUGGCCCUGCCCCAGACCUACGCUUCUGAAGCCCUACGAUGCAUCAUGUACAGAGGCUGGGGUCUCUCCAGGAUGAUAGUGUGGCGAGGCUUUGUUGUCACCCUGGGCUGGAACACUUUCUUCGUCAUCCUGGCCAUCGUCAUCCUCAAGCUGAGGAUGUGA